UUCUUGCACAAAAAAAAUAGAGGACCUUUCACCCCUGAAACGCAGUGGUUUCUUCCUCCAUGUGUACGUUCCAAGAUGGCGGCCGCCGACUGGGAAGAAGUGAAACGUUUGGCAGCAGAUUUUCAGCGCGCCCAGCUCAGCAGCUCCGCACAAAGACUGUCUGAGCGUAACCUGAUAGAGAUAGUGAAUGUUCUGGUGGAGUCCCGCCUGCUGGAGGUGGUGUACACCACAGAUGGACGGGAGUACCUCACACCUCAGCAGGUCAUCAAGGAGAUCAAGGAUGAGCUGUACCUCCAUGGAGGUAGAGUCAACCUUGUGGAGCUACAACAGCUCAUCAACAUUGACCUGAGCCACAUUGAGAACAAAGCUGCCGAGGUUGUCAGGACUGACAAGGAUGUGGAGCUGGUACUAGGACAGCUGAUUGACAGGACAUACCUGGACAGCUUAGCAGAGGAGGUCAAUGACCUGCUGCAGGAGAAUGGCCAGGUCACCAUAGGUCAGCUGACCAAACAGUACGACCUGCCCAGUGACUUCCUGAUGGAGGCUAUAUUAGAGAGACUUGGAACCAUCAUCCAGGGACAGAGUGACCCAUAUGACAAGGGUGUCAUCUUCACUGAUACAUUUGUCAAGAUGCACACCGCUCAGAUAAGGGGCAUAUUUAGUGCUAUUACAAGGCCAACCCCUGUGGGAAGCAUUAUGAACAAGUACGGGUUUGCAGAGAAGCUUUUCUACACUGUGCUGGAGAAGCUAGUAAACGAUGGGCAGCUGGCGGGCAGUAUUACAGGAGGUCGCCAGGACAAGGCCUUGUACGUCCCUGACAUCUACAACAAAACACAGAUGAAGUGGGUGGACAACUUCUACUCACAAAAUGGCUACUUGGAGUGGGACACUGUUAGAAGACUAGGCAUCUCGGACCCCCAGCCCUAUGUGAAGAGGCGGUUCAAGUCUGCAUCUCUGGUGUUCCUGCCCAGCUGCUGUGUGGGUCCAUCCUUACUGAGUCAGGUGGAGGCAAGCAUAGAGGAGGCUGUCACUUCAGCCACAUGGGUAGAUGUGCAGACGUUGUUGCCACCGUCCUUCAAUGCUGUAGACUGCACCCAGCUGCUGCAGCAGGUGCUGAAAGGCCGAGGGAUGGGCUCACACAGGGUGUUCCAGGGCAGUGUGGUGGCUAGUGACAAGUUCAUCCUCACCUGUAAGGGCUACUUUGAUGAACUCAUGAAGCAGAAAGCUGAAAAGGACUCUAAGUCAUCUACCAUGCUGAUAUUUGUGGAGGAAAGCAGUAGGAAACCCCCUGUAGCAUCAGACCUGCCACCAGCAGAUGAUGGCACAGGAGGGAAAGGAGGCAAGAGAGAUGAUAGGAGGAAAAAAGCUGGUGAGGGAAAGACCAGUACAGGUGGAGGUUCUGGGUAUGGUUCCAGAGAAGUGAAAACCAAAGGGAAGAGUAAGAAACAGAAGAGAAGGGAGGCGGAGGAAGAGGAGGCAGCAGCUAAGUCCUCUUCAUCUGGUGGACACAGUAGGAAGCAGGAGCUCCCUUUCAUGACUAUAGAGGAAAUAGAGGAAGUACUACGUAAAAACCUCCCUGACUGUGAUGAUGGGUUUGUCACAGAACUAGCAGAGGACCUUCACAGACCCUUGACUAAAAGUUACCAGGAGGUGGCUAAGUCAGUGUUCCUGGCCUCCACUGGUGGUGGUAGUGGAGCCUCCAGGAAGGAGACACACAGAGAUCUGCAGGAGAAGGUUACUGGUCUCUGGACGAACAUCAAACUGUUCGAGAAGGGCCUGAAGCUCUUUGAAGAAGAGGCUCAGAGUCAGCUGGCCAAACAUCUCCUGAAGACCCUGUGCACAGAUGUCACAAACAUUCUGCUCAAUUUUGUGGCCUCAGAGCAGAUGAUGUCAGUGAAUGACCCUAAAGCCAUAACCAUAGAGAUGCGCUUUAAACUUAUCUCCAAUCUACCUGAGCACAUUAAAGAACCAAUGACCAAGCUCCACACAUCACUGGCAGGAAAGGAAGUGGAUGACUUCCUGUCAGCCCUGGAGACUGUGGCAGGGGAAAUGCAGGUGAUGCUGAAGAAAGCUGACAAGAAAAAAGAAAGACAGCUGGUGUUUAACCACAGACAGUCCCUGUGUGAGGAACUGGGCAGAGAGGAGGAGCCAGCCACAGUGUUACACCUGGCUGUGCUGUUAAUGUUCCAGCAGCUGUCACACGCCAUGGUCCAUGCACCUGGCAGGUGUGUGCCGCUCAUCAUCAGCCACCUGGAGCAGCACCUGCCCAAGGAGCAACAUGCCAAACUUGUCGACUUCCAGGAUCUGGUAAUUAAGUGUGUGAAGGCCAAGCAGCAAGCAGGCGAAGAUGGGGACAAAGAUGCGGACAAUCUAACCACGACGUUGCACAAACUUGUUCCCGACAUCAAAGAUAUGGCACUCAAUCCAAAAAAGGCAUCCGUGGAUCAGGAGGACUAACUACACCAGGACUCACCCUCCCCACACCAACUACUGUACCACAUCCAGGAAAUCUAGGUUUUGAUAUAUUGCAUUUAAUGAAAACCUUGUAGACAGAAAUCGAUGACAAUAAUACAUGUUCUGUCAUAAACAGCAUGUUUGUGUGCGAAAUUGGAAAACUUAUUCAAAACAUCAUUGUUGGACAUGUAUGGACAGUUUUAGAGAUUUACAUAUCUGUUUCUAUCAUAAGACUACAUUCCUUUGGUAAUCACAUCUUGUCAUGCUAGUGACAGUAUAGCAGCAUUUUGAAUGUUGCUGUUAUUCAAGCAUAUCCUGUUGAUUGAAAACUUUGGAAAGUUUCUGUACUACUUGUAUUUAAUUCCAUGUAACAGGUUUGACAUGAGAGGAUCUGUAAUGAUUCAACAAGAUCUCGAAAAUCUUU
Branchiostoma floridae (Florida lancelet) is the source of this 2878-nucleotide messenger RNA. RefSeq names its product E3 UFM1-protein ligase 1-like. The record is from RefSeq and is a predicted model, not a curated record. Gene Ontology annotation, biological process: regulation of proteasomal ubiquitin-dependent protein catabolic process; protein K69-linked ufmylation; response to endoplasmic reticulum stress. Gene Ontology annotation, molecular function: UFM1 ligase activity. Lineage: Eukaryota; Metazoa; Chordata; Leptocardii; Amphioxiformes; Branchiostomatidae. Bases 76 to 2457 code for a protein of 793 amino acids. Gene Ontology annotation, cellular component: endoplasmic reticulum membrane. The transcript is spliced from 19 exons.